Equus caballus (horse) is the source of this 5486-nucleotide messenger RNA. It is a transcript of the gene PRKG2, whose product is annotated as protein kinase cGMP-dependent 2. NCBI's taxonomy places the organism in Eukaryota, Metazoa, Chordata, Mammalia, Perissodactyla, Equidae. The record is from RefSeq and is a predicted model, not a curated record. Gene Ontology annotation, biological process: protein phosphorylation. Gene Ontology annotation, molecular function: cGMP-dependent protein kinase activity; ATP binding.
GCGCGCCCUGCGCCUAGCCCGGGCUCGCUGAGCCGACCUGCGCUCGGCUCGGGCGCCGCUGGCGGCGGGGAGCGCGGCGUGGCGAGGCCGCGGAGACGCAGGGGCGGCGGUGCCGAGGGGACGAGCUGCGCACCUGGAAAGUUACCCGGCUGCCUGGUCUUUGAGCAAAAUGGGAAAUGGUUCAGUGAAACCCAAACAUUCCAAGCAUCCAGAUGGCCACUCUGGGAACCUCACCACCGAUGCCCUGCAGAGCAAGGUGACUGAACUGGAGAGAGAAUUGAGGAGGAAGGAUGCCGAGAUCCAGGAGCGGGAGUACCAUUUGAAGGAGCUGCGGGAGCAGCUGUCGAAGCAGACUGUAGCCAUUGCAGAGCUCACGGAGGAGCUCCAGAACAAGUGCAUCCAGCUGAACAAGCUUCAGGAUGUGUUGCACAUGCAGGGAGGAAGCCCGCUUCAGGCCUCUCCAGAUAAAGUGCCUCUUGAGGUCCACCGGAAGACCUCAGGAUUGGUCUCUCUCCAUAGCAGAAGGGGAGCAAAGGCUGGGGUGUCUGCUGAGCCAACAACCCGAACCUAUGACCUCAAUAAACCCCCUGAAUUUUCCUUUGAGAAAGCAAGAGUCAGAAAGGACUCCAGUGAGAAGAAGCUCAUUACGGAUGCCCUUAAUAAAAAUCAGUUUCUGAAGAGACUGGAUCCUCAGCAGAUCAAAGACAUGGUGGAAUGCAUGUAUGGGAGAAACUACCAGCAAGGGAGUUACAUUAUUAAGCAAGGAGAACCAGGAAACCAUAUCUUUGUGCUGGCAGAGGGCCAACUAGAGGUGUUCCAAGGGGAGAAAUUGCUAUCGUCCAUCCCUAUGUGGACCACGUUUGGGGAACUAGCCAUUUUAUACAACUGUACAAGGACUGCCUCUGUGAAAGCUAUUACCAAUGUUAAAACUUGGGCACUAGAUCGAGAGGUAUUCCAGAAUAUAAUGAGAAGGACAGCUCAAGCGAGAGAUGAACAGUACAGAAACUUCCUUAGAAGUGUAUCCUUGCUGAAGAAUCUACCUGAAGAUAAAUUAACCAAGAUUAUUGACUGCCUGGAAGUGGAAUACUAUGACAAAGGAGAUUACAUUAUUAGAGAGGGCGAGGAAGGAAGUACCUUUUUCAUUUUAGCAAAAGGAAAGGUAAAAGUCACCCAGAGUACAGAGGGCCACGAUCAACCACAACUGAUAAAAACACUGCAGAAAGGAGAAUACUUUGGAGAAAAAGCUCUUAUCAGUGAAGAUGUCAGAUCAGCUAACAUCAUAGCUGAAGAAAAUGAUGUCGCCUGCCUGGUUAUAGAUCGAGAAACAUUCAACCAAACAGUCGGGACUUUUGAAGAACUCCAAAAAUACCUUGAAGGGUAUGUGGCAAACCUGAACCGCGAUGAUGAAAAAAGACAUGCGAAGAGAUCCAUGUCUAACUGGAAGCUGUCCAAAGCACUCUCUCUGGAGAUGAUUCAGCUCAAGGAGAAGGUGGCCAGAUUUUCCUCAUCGUCCCCAUUCCAGAACCUUGAGAUUAUUGCAACACUGGGCGUUGGUGGGUUCGGAAGAGUUGAGCUUGUUAAGGUAAAAAAUGAGAAUGUCGCUUUUGCUAUGAAGUGUAUAAGGAAGAAGCACAUAGUUGACACUAAGCAGCAGGAGCACGUCUACUCAGAAAAGAGGAUCCUGGAAGAGCUGUGUUCUCCCUUCAUUGUGAAAUUGUAUCGUACUUUCAAGGACAAUAAGUAUGUAUAUAUGCUUCUGGAGGCCUGCUUAGGAGGGGAGUUAUGGAGUAUACUAAGAGACAGAGGCAGCUUUGAUGAACCCACCUCCAAGUUCUGCGUUGCUUGUGUGACCGAAGCAUUUGAUUACCUGCAUCGACUGGGUAUUAUCUACAGAGACCUGAAACCAGAAAACUUAAUUCUGGAUGCUGAGGGUUAUCUUAAAUUGGUUGACUUUGGAUUUGCUAAGAAAAUAGGAUCUGGACAGAAAACAUGGACGUUCUGUGGAACUCCAGAGUAUGUAGCUCCUGAAGUCAUUCUUAACAAAGGACAUGACUUCAGUGUGGACUUUUGGUCCCUGGGAAUUCUAGUGUAUGAGCUCCUAACGGGCAACCCGCCCUUUUCUGGGAUUGACCAAAUGAUGACCUACAAUUUGAUUCUCAAAGGAAUUGAGAAAAUGGAUUUUCCCAGAAAAAUAACAAGACGACCUGAAGAUUUGAUUCGGAGGCUUUGCAGGCAAAAUCCAACAGAAAGACUGGGAAAUCUGAAGAAUGGAAUCAAUGACAUUAAGAGACACAGGUGGUUGAAUGGUUUCAAUUGGGAGGGACUGAAAGCACGGAACCUUCCAUCACCCUUACAAAGAGAGCUCAGUGGACCCACAGAUCACAGCUACUUUGACAAGUAUCCUCCUGAGAAGGGAGUGCCUCCAGAUGAGCUGUCAGGCUGGGAUAAAGACUUCUGACAGAAAAAAAGAUGAUUACUGCCUGUCUACUACCGAAGAGGACUAUGAGCACCGAUAAUCCAACACUGAUAAUUUCUCUCUUUGGAGUACUAUAAUAUGUUUUGAAAGACCUUUAGGGAAAAGAAAUCGCUGCCCAUGGGCUGAGGUGGACGAUAGUGGGUAUGGAGGUGGUUCUAAAUUAUAAUAUCUCAUUUAGUGCUGUGAAUUAUUCAUAUGUUCCAUUCUUCGCUUUUCUCAAAUGUUGAAGGCUGUCCACAGUCAGAACCAUCUUUGUUGAAGGGGCAUAGUUUUCUCUGCAAUCUAUUGCUCCACCCCAGGCAGACUCAUCUCCUUUGAGUCCUAAUAAGGCUUACAAACUGUCUUGCCCUUGAGCAACUAACUAAGUCGUGCAAAUAGAAGGAAGAGAAAGGUGAAUUUUGCAAGGGAAGAUUUCCCUGCUCUCAACAACUCUGUGAAGUCAUUAUGGCGUCUUAAAGUGGUGGUUUGCAGAAAUCUCGUAGUCAGUAGAGCUCUUGAUUUUACCUGCAUUCAACCUAGAAACACAUUACUAUGCUUCUGAUACUAGUCUGGCGAAAGGCAAGUUUGAGUAUUUAGUCAGUAUUGACCACUCCCUAAAAUAAACGAAUUAAUUAAUCCAACCAAGUAAUUAUAUUCUAUUGGGGAACUUAGAAAAAAUAAACCAAUCAAAAAUUCUUUUUCAUUCUCCUGUGACCAGCUGUGAUCCCUCAGAGACUCUUCCAAAGGCUUCUUAGAGGUGGUUAUACUGUGUGGUAAGCGAUGGGCCUUGGGAAGGUUUUAUCUUAUAUACUAAAUGUUUUCACAAUCAAAGUAGAAAACACACAGCAACAAAAUUGUGAAGGCUUUUCCUUCCCAUGAAAUAUGGAAGAGGAAAUUCUAAUAGGUGAGGUUGCUGACUUUCAGACUCUCAGAUAUUUUGGCCAAUUCUGUGAUUGUUGCUAUUAAAAGACCAAGAGUAUGGAAGAACCACAAUUACUUUUUAAUGAAGAUCCCAUUGGCAAAUGUUGGUACACUCUAAUCACUGCUGUGUUAAUAACUCUUUUAAAAUACAUUUGAGUCAUGGAUGUGUUUAUGAUUUUAGAUGGUUAAGGCAGGCAAGCCGCUGGAGAAGUGAUGGGACUUUAGAAGUACAAGUCACCUGGCAUCUGCCCUCCUCCUGUCUCCUCCUUGCAGUCUUCCAAAUACUGAAGAGAAUAGUAGUUUCGAUAACAUUGGACACCAGUACCUACGAGCUUUACUAGUGAAUGUUUUUAUGUGUCCACCACCGUCACUCCCUUAUCUUCCUUCCAGAACGGAUGGGAAACAGGCUUUCUCUGUAACUUCUUGAUCUGGCAGAGUAAAAAUAACAUCUAAGUUAUUGCAUUAUUCAAGGUUCUGGUUCUAUUUUCAUUUGCUCAUCUUCUAUGGGAAAAGCAGCCUCUAUCCAUACCCCACCCGUAUAUUCAAUGUUCAGAGAAAGUCAGCUAUAUGCUUCCCAAAGAGUUAGACCAGAUAAGUAAGGCCCAACCCAAGAAGGUGCGUCCUUAACAAACUGAAUUCCCACAUUUAGAAUCCUUUUGCUGAACCAAAGAAUUUUUGUUUCCUGGAGUAGUAUUUUUAAAGAUUAUGUACUGUACAUAGAAGAACCAUUUUUAAUAGGAUUGACAUAACCUGCUUAAUGAAUUUCUAAGAUUUUUAAAAGAUUUUUAUUUGCAUUUGGUUUGUAAGCACUGUAUGUUUUUCCAUGUAUAUAUUUUUAAAUUACCCACUUAUAAAUGUAGGAAAUUUAUGUAUUGGGUGGAUAUUAGAACUGUACAGUUAUAAUAGUAAUGAUAUUCUCAAAGGAGAUUAAUAGUUGUAAUUCAAAAAAGGCCAACAUAUUUACAAAUAAAAACCAACUUAGGUUACUACAGGUUUAUUUUGCCUACGAUUGGCCAUAUCAAUGUGUAAUUGCCACAUGUGAUUUUAUUGUGUUUCUUUAGAAUACUUUAUAAAGAUGAAGAAAUGAGAGACUGAACUAUAAUAUGAUCCCAAUUCUACUAUUUUGUAUUUGGGUGACCUUGGGAAAAAUAACUUUACUUCUUUGAGUACCAGCUUUCUCAUUUGUAGAAAAAGGCACAGUAAAGUAAUACUACUUUAGAUGCCUGUUUUGGGGAUUAAAUAAGAUAUCUAGAGAGUCCUUUACUGAUAUCUGUGAAAUAAUCAAUGCUGCAUAGGUGAGAGCUACUGUUAACUGUCUCAGUUAGAAUUAAAGGGGCCUUAAUAACCAUCUAGUUCUGAAUCUUAUGUAUCAUUGGUAUCUGUAUGCACAGUUGUACCAAUUAAAUCCAGUAUCUAUCUUUUCCUUUUCUUUUAAACCAUGAAGUAAAGAUGGUUGAUCAAACUUUAGUGCAUAAGAUGAAGAGUUAACCCUCACCAAAAUGAAGUGCUUUAUUAAGAGCUCACUUAAAUUUCUAAAUUUUAAUUUUUUUAUGAAUUAAGGAGAUAUAUAUGUGUAUAUUUUUUUCCUUAGGAAAUUAUCCCUCUAUAUACAAACCCAUCAUAUUUCUAAUCAUUAAAUAAUUCUUAAGCUCUCUUUCCUAGGUGCAAAGCUAGUUUUUCAUUCUUGAGUCUCUUCUCUGUGGGGUCAACUUUUCAUAAUUAUAGUUUCUUAAUCAUUUUUUCUCUAAAUUUAAAAUAUAUGGAGGGAGGAGAAUGUAGUGGUGAAAAGGGAGGGAUUUGGAAUAAAAAAGAUCUGGGUUUGAAUUCUAGCUCUGCCCAGAUUUGUGUGACCUUGAACAACAAACCACAUCUUUAUUCAUUGGUAACUUGAGUUGCACAUGUAAAGCUUUGAAACGUUGGGCCAGAAUAUUAUUACUUGUAGGUCAUUGAUUAUAAACAUUUGGAAAUAAAUAUAUGCUUAUAUUUCUUUGGGCAUAAUAACAAAUCCUUGUUCUUUAUUGGCAGGCAUUGUACUAGAAGUAUUUAUACCAUUAUCUCAUUUGCAUAAAAUUCUAAAAUAAUUAUAAACACACUGACUGUUGACUGCUCU